Molecule: messenger RNA, 696 nt
Organism: Dufourea novaeangliae
Lineage: Eukaryota; Metazoa; Arthropoda; Insecta; Hymenoptera; Halictidae
Exons: 3
Coding region: 85-696 (203 amino acids)
Biological process (GO): N-glycan processing
Cellular component (GO): glucosidase II complex
Molecular function (GO): protein binding
Source: RefSeq, a predicted model, not a curated record
AUUAAUAGAAAAUUUUACGUGACAAAGGGCUAUUUCAAACUGUUUGAGAAUAGAAAACUACAGGCAGCUAUUAAAUCAGCAAAUAUGAAAACAGAAGUGUCUUGGAAACGUCGAUUUCUCCGGAAAAAGUUAAAGUACACGUUGAUUUGUGUGUUCGUGGUCGCUAUCAUUUUUGUUGUUCAUCAAUUAUUUUACUUCAAGCAACUUAAUCAAGCGAUCGUAGGGAAAUUAAUUAGUGGUUCGGUACGAACAUCUAAUUAUAUUGUUACUACAAACGUAACUUCGAAGGUGAAUAAACAAUUGCAUUUUAAACUUCUUCGAGAUAAGGAUGGUCGAAAUGUAUCUUUGCGUGGUACACGCGAUAAAGAUCUUUUAAAAUACCUGCCGAAUUCACGUGGAAAAUUUAUUUGUUUUGCUUCAAAAAUCGAGAUAGAUUUUUUUAAAAUAAACGAUGAUUACUGUGAUUGUCCGAUUGACGGUAGUGAUGAACCUGGUACCAAUGCAUGUAACAAUGGUGUUUUUUAUUGUGAAACUUCAGCCUCUCAAGUAACAGCAAAAAUACCAUCUUACAAAGUUAAUGAUGGAUUUUGUGACUGUUGCAACGGAUCUGACGAGUGGCCAGAAUUUAAAUUAUCACAUUUAAAUAAUGACUCUGGGAACAUACGUUAUAAGUCUAAGUGUCAAAACAGAUGCUAG